UAUUGCUAUCUUCUCAAAUUUCCCUCCAAUUCCCCUACUCCCCCUUCCGUCUCUCUCCUCCCUCGUCGGCCCCGCGCCGGCGCCACAAUCUCUGCCUCCGCAGCCGCGCCCGCCGCCUCCGGAGAUGUACUCCCCGCCCCACGCCGCCGACUCGGACUCCGAGGGAUCCCUCCUCUCCGACGUCUCCGCCUCCCCGCCACGCCGCCGCUCGCCUCCUCGCCCGGCGCCGCCUCCUCCUCCUCCUCCUCCUCCGCCCAAGCACCGUACUAGGCCCGCCGCCCCCACCAAACCCAAGCUCAAGCCCACGCCGCCCGCUGCCUCCGCGCCCGCGCCCGCCCCGCCGCCUCCGCCUACGCUCCGCGCCGCCGCGCUCUCCGAUCCGCACGGCCUCGCCGCGCGCAUCGCCGCCGGCUCUGCUCUCACCGCGGCCUCCGGCACUGCCUCGUCGUCCUCCUUCCGCCGUCUCGUCCAGUCGCGCAACCCUUCCUUCGAUCCAGCCACCGCCUUCACGGCUCCCGCUUCGUCCGCUCCCUCCGAGGUUCCGAGCGCCGCUCCGCGGCCGCCCCCGACCGCCGCCACCGACGCGCCGCCGCAGACCAGGCCCAAGCGGGUGCACCCCAACUCCGUGUCGGAGGUAGCGGCCGCGUCGGCGGCGGCGGAGCAGCCGAAGCGGGCAAGAGGGGGAUCCGAGGGCAACUUCGUGCGGCUGAACAUCAACGGGUACGGCAGGAGGAGGACGUUCAAGAAUUCGCAGGCCAAGCGCUCGACGAAAUGUCGAUCCUGGCGGCGGCAGCGCGCCGCCGGUGCAACACCCCGUUCUCAGGGCGACGAGGAAGGGGAUCUCGUGGCGGAGGCCCUGCUGGAGCGGGAGAAGCAGGCAGCUAGCGAUAGUGUUCUGGAGGCUGUCGAGAGUGUGAGGGAGGACCCAUCGGAGCAAAAUCUCAAGAGCUUGCUGAAUGCAGCAUAUGGGCACGAUUCGUUCCGCCAGGGGCAGCUUGAGGCGAUCCAGCAAAUUGUUGCAGGGGAGUCAACAAUGCUUGUGCUGCCCACCGGUGCGGGCAAGUCGCUAUGCUACCAGGUGCCUGCUAUGAUUUUGCCUGGACUGACACUGGUGGUGAGUCCACUGCUUUCCUUGAUGGUUGAUCAAUUGAGGAAGCUCCCUGCAUUUCUGCCAGGUGGCCUUCUUGCGAGCAGUCAGACAUCGGAUGAGUUUCAUGAUACACUACAAAGGCUGCGUGCAGGGGAAAUAAAGGUGCUUUUUGUUUCCCCUGAGAGAUUCUUGAACGAAGAAUUCCUCCUGAUAUUUAGGGACACACUACCAAUAUCUCUUGUGGCGAUUGAUGAAGCUCAUUGCAUUUCUGAAUGGUCUCAUAAUUUUAGACCUUCAUAUCUGAGACUCCGAGCGUCACUACUUAGGAGAAAGCUCAAUGUUCAAUGUAUUCUUGCAAUGACUGCAACUGCAACGACCCAAACCUUGGAGGAGAUAAUGAAUGCCUUAGAAAUACCAUCUGAUAAUCUCAUUCAAACAUCUCAAAUAAGAGAAAAUCUACAGCUGUCUAUCAGCACAAGUGAUAACAGACUGAAAGAUUUGAUGUUAUUAUUGAAGUCUCCCCCUUUUGUUGACAUGAGAAGUAUUAUCGUCUACUGCAAGUUUCAGGCAGAAACUGACUUCGUCUCUAAGUACUUGUGUGAUAACAACAUUACUGCCAAGAGCUACCAUAGUGGACUUCUGAUUAAGAACAGGAGCCGUGUACAGGAGCUAUUUUGCUCUAACAAAAUAAGAGUGGUUGUUGCAACUGUGGCAUUUGGCAUGGGUCUUGAUAAGAGUGAUGUCGAAGGGGUGAUUCACUAUAGCUUGCCAGAAAGCUUAGAAGAAUACAUCCAGGAAACUGGGCGUGCUGGAAGGGAUGGACGGUUAUCACACUGUCAUCUACUUCUUGACUCAGCAACAUUCUAUAAGAUCCGUAGUCUUUCACACAGUGAUGGUGUUGAUGGAUAUGCAAUGAGCAAAUUUCUUUACCAGAUAUUUUCCUCUGAGAACACAACUGGGUGCAUUUGUUCAUUGGCUAAAGAGUUGACCUCACGCAAGUUUGAUAUAAAAGAAGAGGUGCUUUUGACAAUUCUCACACAGCUGGAAAUUGGUGAUCAACAAUACAUCCGUUUACUUCCUCAGUUCAGUGUUACCUGCACACUGUAUUUUCACAAGACAUCACCACAACUGCUUGCUGACAAGGAUAUACUAAUUAGAUCGGUUUUGAAUAGAUCAGAGAUGAAGGAUGGACAUUAUGUCUUUGACAUACCAAGAAUAGCUAAUGAUCUGAAGAUCACUAUGAAUGAAGUAUUUGAUCACCUACAUAAACUAAAGUUUUCAGGAGAAAUAUCAUUUGAAUUGAAAGAUCCUGCUUACUGUUAUGUGAUCUUGUGGAGGCCAGAUGACUUCAAUGCUCUUUCAGCAAAUCUCACAAAAUGGCUUUCUGAAGUAGAAAGCUCAAAGAUCAGUAAGUUAGAUGCUAUGUUUGCUCUUGCAAACUUUGCUGUCAAAGGGUGUAAAAGGACGGGAGGAUGCUCUGGUUCCCAGCACACUCCGUGCAUUCAGAAGAAGAUUAUGGAGUACUUCAGCAAGGACGAUGGCACCUCAGAGAAUGAUUGCCGCACUCAGCUGCAGAAGAGCAGCCCAUUCUUGCAAGCCGAUAUAAAGGUGUUCAUUCAAAGCAACUCAUUCGCAAAGUUCACCCCGAGGGCUGUUGCGAGGAUUAUGCACGGCAUCUCGAGCCCUGCUUUUCCAUCUGUCACUUGGUCCAAAAAUCACUUCUGGGGACGUUAUGUGGAGGUUGAUUUUCCACUGGUCAUGGAAGCAGCCAAAGCUGAACUGGUUAAACUUGUCGGAAAAGGGGAACAGUGCUAGCAGUUGGCGAUCAAGAACAGUUCUUGCCCCCAGCUACCUGUACAUACAUACUCGUAUGCUUGCAAGCCACCGCGGCCACCCAAUCAGAUAGGCAUCUAAAGGAGGCACGUAAAGAAGGCGUUGCAGUGAGCAUCCUCCUGCAGAGGAAACUUCUGCUAGGUAUGCGUGUGUCUACCCCAGGAACGCUUUCCCGUCGAGCUGGCUAAGAGGCUUUUCUGCCAUAUGAUUGAGGGGUGCCAGCUCAGUAAUUCUGCUUGGGUGAAGAGAAUGAUGCCGCUCGCACGACUGGAGUAUAUCGGAAGCAAGAGUCAGAAGCAGAACCCAUUCUUCUUGUACAGACAACACUGCUCCAUAUCUAAUUAUCGUUCUCCUUUUCCUUUCCAAAUGAGAAUCAACUCUUCGACGGGCGGGUAAAGUGUGAAGUGUCACAGUAAAGCACCGGAAACCUGGUUGCCACUGCAGUAUCUCCUCUCUUCACCAUGGGCCAUCCUUGCGUAGACCCAAUUCUGUUACGUUUCCACUGCAAAAAAUCUCCCCAAGUCCCAGGUGGCCAGGUACAUAUCUAUUUCCCCGCCCUCCUAUUCUCAUUUGCUUACUCCCUUCGACCCAAAGUUAACAUGACACAUGAUGUAUGGUGUGAUAUAUUUUAAUACUACGAAUACGAAUUUAAAUAUUAUGUGUUAUAUCUUGUACUAGAUUAAUUUAUUUCGGAUCGAAAGGGUAUUAUACCCUGAGGUGGAUGCGUGCUAGUGUACCGUAGCAUUUGCCAUGGGGCGCCCCAUGUGCUUUCCUUCUGUCUCUUGGCCCAUUCUUGCGCGGCUUCACUUCACGUGGAGCGAGAGCGAGCCAUUCUUCACGGGGCAUGCGGCUUCACGAAACCAGAUUCAUUUGACGUGCGUGCGGUGAUUGCUCGUCGCUUCGCUGGAUCUGAGUGACAAAGGGUCCUGCACUUGAUUGCGUAUUUUCAAUCAGUAUAGCUGGUGUAUGUACGCCUGUACGGGGGCGGCUGUAGCCGGGGACACCGUGUCUAACCUAAUCUAUGUGCGACGAAGGAGAACCGUGGGCUGCUCAAGACGAUGUUUGUGAGGUUGCAUCAAAAGAUGUUACCCGCACGGUUGCCGCAGUUUACCAGGCUGACACGACACGGCAAAUGUAUUUUUAGCGUUAAGCCAUGUGUUAGCAGGUUUAAUGUUGGGAUUAAAACCGCUGAAAACGAAGGUGGUUGUUGCCUUCAGAAUUAGAUUAGAAAGAUGCUCCACAUCAAUUUACUAAAGUACAGCGACGUGUAAGGGGAGCGAAGAGGCAUAUUCGGCGGCUCCAACCUGGCGACCCGAAGCAUAUUCAGCCUCCUGCCCAACAAGGCAUUUAGCACCGAAGUCCUACGUGCCAACGUGCAGGGAAGUUCCUCGUGCUGUGCACAGUGCACAUUGUUUCUUUGCCGUUGAAGAUUAUACAGUACAUUCUUUUUGCAACACGUACAUAUUAUGCUA
Messenger RNA from Oryza sativa Japonica Group (Japanese rice), 4395 nucleotides. Its product is annotated as ATP-dependent DNA helicase Q-like 5. Gene Ontology annotation, cellular component: nucleus; cytoplasm; chromosome. Gene Ontology annotation, molecular function: four-way junction helicase activity; ATP binding; 3'-5' DNA helicase activity. The record is from RefSeq and is a predicted model, not a curated record. Gene Ontology annotation, biological process: double-strand break repair via homologous recombination. NCBI's taxonomy places the organism in Eukaryota, Viridiplantae, Streptophyta, Magnoliopsida, Poales, Poaceae.